This is a messenger RNA of Pieris macdunnoughi, 1584 nucleotides long. The record is from the annotation of a GenBank genome assembly. NCBI's taxonomy places the organism in Eukaryota, Metazoa, Arthropoda, Insecta, Lepidoptera, Pieridae.
AUGGCUGAAGCCAACUAUGAUGACGACCCCGAGCUUUUUGAAGAGAAAAAUGAGGACCCUGACUUUGGCACACCACCAUGGGAAGAGGAAAAAAAGUCAGAUUACUGGAUGGGCGGUGUAUUUCAUUGUUUUUCGAAUGUGGUGUCAAUGUUUAAAGGCGAAGAAUACAAAUCCCUAAAAGAAAAUGUGGAAGUUCCAAUUGAAAAAAUAACAGACUUGUUUUACUUGGGCUCUGGAGCUCAAGGUGUGGUGUUUGGAGCACAUCUAGAUGGUGAAAAGGUUGCUGUUAAACAGUUACGCACUAAACAUGAGACUAAUAUCAGACAUCUCUUAAAGUUGAAUCAUGAAAAUAUUGUUCGCUUUCUGGGAGUGUGCACAAACCCUCCGGACUUCUGCAUCAUUAUGGAGUACUGUCAAUAUGGAUCACUGUUUGACUUUCUUCAUAGCAACACUGUAUUUAUGCCAAAGCAACUAUUGAAAUGGGCUAAAGAAAUUGCUCGUGGCAUGGCAUAUCUACAUGCUCAUAAGAUUAUCCAUCGAGAUCUUAAAAGCCCCAACAUACUCAUCUCCGACGAAUUGAUGGUAAAAGUGAGCGACUUUGGCACAAGCCGUGAAUGGAAUGACGUCAGUGCAGUUAUGAGUUUCACCGGCACUGUUGCCUGGAUGGCUCCGGAAGUGAUACGCCAUGAGCCGUGCUCUGAACGAGUGGAUGUUUGGUCCUUUGGUGUUGUCAUGUGGGAGUUGCUCACUGUUGAAGUGCCAUACAAGAACCUAGAGACACAUGCAAUUAUGUGGGGCGUCGGCACCAACUCAAUUGCUCUUCCGAUCCCGAGCAAUUGCCCUAGCAGCUUGCAACAAUUGCUUAAACAAUGCUGGAACCGUGUGCCGCGCAACCGGCCGCCAUUCAAGAUCAUAGCUGCCCACUUAGAGAUGGCAGGAGGAGAUCUACGCAAUAUGGAUACAGAGACAUUCAAAAACGUACAAAAUGGAUGGCGCGCUGAAGUUCACCAGUGCAUGGAGCGUCUGUAUGCCAGAAACACAAAUACUUUCACGCAAGAGAACACGGACGUUGUGGCUCAGCGUCGUGAAGAUCUUAAGCAAGCUCGCGAUCUUCGUUACGUUUAUGAACAGCAAGUGUCGAGGGCUAACGAGCUGUUUCUAGAAGUCUGCGCUGUCAGACUUCAGCUCGAACAACGUGAAAGAACCAUCGCUGAGAAAGAGAACGCAUUGAACGAGUGUCGUUGCGGACACCGUGCUAAAUUAUUCCAGCGUCAAACAUCAUCUUCUUCUGAUGGCAUGAAAAUACCGAUUCUUGAGCAGCAACGCCGUCGCAAGAAGAAAAUCGAGCCGGUUAUUCCCGCUCAAGUUGUCGUUCAGUACGACGAAAAAAACUCCGACACCACAACAGUUGUCGACCACGCUGCUUGUCCAUGCACUGAACAAGCUCGCUAUUAUCAGAACAACAACCAGAUAAAGAAGGAGACUGUUAUUGAAAUUGAGGAUAAUGGGAAUGUCAUUGUCAAGGACACGGCCAAUAAUGAUUUCCUUAACGAUAAUUAUAUUCCAGAUGUUGCUCAAGUUUAA